CGCAUUCACGGGGGUCUUUGAAUGGCAACUUUCUUACAUUGUAUGCCAGAGAGGCUCCGUCGAUUUUCUUCAUUUUAGAAACAGAAUAUCGUCAUAUUCCGAUCACCGGAAAACUUUUCUGGUGAUCGGACCCCCCGCCACACCGUCGUUUCUAUAAACGAUGAAUUCACCGGAGCCAAUAGAGGAGGAACCAACAACCAACAGCGAAUAUGAGGGGAAAAGGGUUUCUGUUGGUUAUUUAUUCUUCCGAGGCUGUAUUGCUCUUUUAUUGUCGAUAUUCUUUUUGGCUUUAGUUGCGUUUAAGCUUGUGGUUUUAGCGGUGAUCUUCAGCAACCUCUCGAUCUCGUAUCCAAUUUCCGUUCCCUGCCAGUGCAAGAUAGUUUCCAGCAGUGUAGAUCUUAAAUCAGCAAAAGUAUGUGAACUUGGACUGCUGAAUUAUAAAGCAAAGCAUGUCUUUUAUCCAUCUGAGAAGAAGAAAUUCAGAUGUCGCUAUGAUUACUAUUGGGCUUCUGUAUUUGAGGUUGAAUAUACAGAUCACUCUGGUCAUCCUCAUAUUGCAUUUGCAGAAGCUCCUAAUGAGGCCCUUCCACCCAAUUGCAGACCCUCUUUCAACGCUGCCUGGAUGGCUAAAGAUAAAUUCAAGGUGAAUGAAACUUAUGAUUGUUGGUAUACUUUGGGAAUUUCCAAAUUAAACUUAUAUUAUGAUGAGUUUUUUAAUUGUCAAGCUGAUCACCCAUCGAUGAUGGAGAUGCUUAAACGAUAUCUUAUCCUGUCAACAGAGAUGUUGAUGACGUGGCUUUCUCAAACGGGUAGAGCACAAGGGAGGCGGUUUAGAUGGGAGGUUGUAUUUGGAGCAAUUACCGGGUUCUUAACAUCCUUAAUCACCAUUGCUUUGGCAUAUUGUUCUUUUGUGAGUUGGGUAGCGAUUCAGUAUUGGGGAAAGCUUGGACUAUUGGAUGUAUUUGAUGGUUAUAAAUAG
Lactuca virosa is the source of this 979-nucleotide messenger RNA. Lineage: Eukaryota; Viridiplantae; Streptophyta; Magnoliopsida; Asterales; Asteraceae. The record is from the annotation of a GenBank genome assembly.